AUGACUGUAAUUCAAAGUCGCAAGACAUUUUUUGUAUCAUUAUGUUUAUUGCUUUUCUUUAAUGGUAUCGGUUUAUUAUGGAAAAAACGAAUAACUGAAAAGAGUAACGGCUUGAAUUCUGGGUUCAGUAUCGAAAGUAGCGUAAGUAGCGUUCAAAAUGCGGUGGAUUUUUCAACUUGGAAAAGGAACGAACUGGAACCAAUAACUGCCAUAUUUCCUAAUGAGGCGAAUGCCAGUUUUAUUAAAAGUAGUGACAUUAGAACAAGUUUCAAUAAUGAGUGUGAUAAUAUAUAUAGUCAUCCAGAUAAAUGCGAUUUUGUUCGAAUACAUUGUCGAGAUUAUUCUUCUGGUUUAAUCGAUUAUUUACAAUUCUACUUUUGUAAUUCACCAAAAUGGCAUCACGUGUAUUUAAUGACAAUGUUUCUAUGGUUGUUAUUCUUGUUCGGCUUUAUUGGUCUUGCCGCUUCUGAAUUCUUUUGUCCUAAUUUAGGUACAAUUGCAUCAAAAUUGAAACUAUCCGAAAGUAUGGCAGGCGUUACUUUCUUAGCUUUUGGAAACGGAUCACCUGACUUGUUUAGUACAUUUAGUGCAAUCACCCUUGGAUCUGGUUCGUUAGCUGUAGGUGAACUUAUCGGUGCAGCUAGCUUUAUAACUUCGGUUGUUGCUGGAUCCAUGGCUGUUGUGUCGCCAUUCCGCGUUACAAAGGCACCAUUUCUUCGUGAUGUUAUUUUCUUCCUAGUAGCAAUUAGUUUUGUUCUAGUCAUUAUCUCGGAUGGAAAAAUUCAUCUGUGGGAAAGUAUAACCUUGGUGUUAUUCUACAUAACCUAUGUUAGUGUGGUUGUUAUAGGAACUUGGUGGGUAAAGGAUCAAAAAAGGCGCAAAUGGCAGGAACAAAAAGCAAGAGAUGAAUAUACACCAACAUCGUUAAUCAAUGGUGAUACAGAGAAUUUUGACGAGCAAACUGACGAAGAAUACGAAAAUCAAGAUGCAUAUGGAUACGAUGCAUACGGUGAAACCGAUUUUUUGUUAUCCGAAGAUGAAAGAAUUCUCGAUUAUACAGGUCGUAAUGCAUCCCCAAUUUCGAUGACGCCUUUAACAACAUAUUCCGAACCACGUGAAUUUUUUCUCUCUCCUAAUGAUUUGCCUGCACGACCUAUUCAUCGUGGAAUGAGACCUUCGUUGUUUGGAGCGAUCGAGUUUAGGGAUGUAGUUAAUUCUCUUAAAUUAGAUAGUAGCGCGAGAGCCCUGGGUAUAUUUGGUCGGAGUUAUACAACAGAUUUUUACAAUAGUCGAUCAGGCAGACCACGAAGCAGGACAAUGUCAUUGAAUAGACCACUUUUCGGUUCUCGUAGAAGAUCUUGGGCUAGUGAUGGAGGUGGGAUAGUGACAAUUCCCGAGUCGACUAUAAUGAACUUCAAUAGCCUUAAUGGUAGCGGUCCAAGCAGUGGAUCGAGUUCAUCACCAAUUGAUCAAGCUCAAGCUCAAACUCCAACGUCGAGACAAAAAUUUGGAGACACUUUAACAAUACCGCGUCUAAUGUUGAUACCUCCAACCCCAGAUCAUGGACCAGAUUCACAUGAUAAGGGAUCAUCAUCUCGUUCUGGCCAUAUACCUUUACCAUUAACGCUGGAGAGUUCGAAUUUCAUACUUGAUGGUGCAUUACAUUCAUCUCCUGGAAAUUCUCCAUUACACUCUCCUUUACGCUCUCCCAGCUUAUCAUCACCAUUACCACCCGUCAUUUCUUGUUGGGAUAAAUUUCAAAUAAUUUUAUUCCCGACUUUGGAAGGAUUCUCUCAAAAAUCAUUUAUCGCAAAACUUAUUACUUUAAUGGCGACACCGGCAAAUUUGGUUUUAAUACUCACCUUACCUGUUGUAGAAUCGGAUGAAGUAGAUUUUAAUGAGAUUGAAGAAGAAAGUUCCUUACAUCCACAUUUGGAAACUCCUGCCAUUGUGAUAGAUGACGAUCCGGAUAUAGUCAUUGUUGAAAGUUCUGUGGCAGCUACAUCAUGUAUUUUAUUUGCGCAUGAUGAUAAACCACCUAGAUUCUAUUCAUUACUAUGUUUUAUGGGAUUUGGUGUAGCUAUGGUUUGGAUUUUCCUUGUAGCAAACGAAGUUGUAGGUUUGCUACAGGCUAUAGGGCUGAUAAUGGGAUUAAGUGACGCUAUACUCGGGCUGACCAUUUUUGCAAUGGGUAAUAGUCUCGGUGACUUUGUUGCCAAUAUUACUAUUGCCAGAAUGGGAUUUCCAAUGAUGGCAAUGAGCGCAUGUUUCGGUGGUCCCAUGUUAAAUAUCCUGCUUGGGAUUGGUAUUGCUGGAACAUAUACAACAAUACAAUAUGGAGAGCCUAUCCAUAUAGAAUUAGAACCUACAUUAUUUAUUUCAUCGAUCGGAUUAUUAUUGACAUUAUUUUCUGCCCUGUUUUAUUUACCAAGAAACGAUUUCCGCAAAGCUCAUUGUCUACAUACCCCUUUAUAUGGUAAUGGACAACCUUAG
Molecule: messenger RNA, 2493 nt
Organism: Funneliformis geosporum
Lineage: Eukaryota; Fungi; Glomeromycota; Glomeromycetes; Glomerales; Glomeraceae
Source: the annotation of a GenBank genome assembly